AUGUCGGUUCUAGAUGAUUUUACUAGAGCUUCAGAUAGAGUAGUCGAGUUCCAGGCGUAUUUUGAAACCUUACCUGCUGAAGGCCAUUCGGUUCAUUCAUUAGAAGUCCAUAAGGAUGAGAUUAUUCGGAUAUGGAGUGAGUUCAGAUCAUCUUAUGAUACGAUACUGAAUAAGUUCACUGAAUUAGAAUCAAUUAAUAUUGAAUCUUUAAAAUCACGGUUUUUUUCGACGUUUGAAGCACAUGUUAAAGUUCUUUCACGUUCCAAUCAACUUCUGGACAACCUUUGCCAAAAAACCGCCCCAAAUAACGCAUCUGAGUCAGUCACAAACACUCUACCGGAUUCUACACAUCAUAUUACUUUACCACCAUGUGAUACCGAAAUCUUUCAUGGAGACUAUCAGUCUUGGCCAACUUUCCGUGACAUGUUCACAGCUUUAUAUCGAAAUAGUAAACGUUUAUCACCCGUAGAAAAGAUGUGCCAUUUGUUAAAGAAAACGCAGGGAGAAGCUCGCGAACUAUUGAAAACAUGUCCUAUAACCAAUGACGGUUUCGAGAUGGCUUGGCAAAAUCGUUAUGAGAACAAGAGAAUACUUAUAAACGCUCAACUCAAAUCUCUUUUCAAUAUCUCUCCUAUUUCAAAAGAAACUGGUACUAACAUUAGGCAUAUUCAAAGAACUAUAAAUGAUUGUGUUACCAAUCUUAGACUUCUUCAGAUCGAUACAGGGAAUUGGGACAUAAUAUUUGUUUAUAUUUGCUCUACGUGCUUACCCGAAGUUACUCUAAGUUUAUGGGAACAAUCGUUACCUGACCGUAGAGAGCUGCCAACCUGGAAUCAAAUGGACUCUUUUUUGACAGCCAGAUUUCAAACCUUGGAAUCUGUAGCGGAUAUUCGUACCACGUUUGCCACUACCAAUUCAUUUAAUCCUGUUAAAUCCCAAAAUCAUAGAAAAUCAAAUUCUUCAGACCAAAAGAAAUUGAAUAGUUAUAGUACAAGCGUUAAUAACGAUCAAUCCCUAAAGUGUUCUCUCUGUCCUGACUCGCACCCUUUAAGACUCUGUCCCUCUUUCCUCAAAAUGUCAGUAGAGGACCGUUUUGCCACUGUUAAAAAACAAAAACGAUGUACCAAUUGUCUUGGUACAUCACAUGAAUUCAAAAAGUGUAAGAGCCAAUAUGUUUGUCAUAUGUGCCGCCAAAAACAUCACUCUUUGCUCCAUCGUAUGGACGUUACGCAUAGUAAUGAUCAACAGAAAACAGUACCGCCCCCCGUACAAGAUCCUACCUCUAUCCCGAAUGUAAACUCGAACAAUGUUCGUGGUAAUGAUACAUCUCAAAUAUUUAAUUUGGAUACAACCCCCUCCACUUCUACUCAAGCUGCAGAACGGAUUCGGCAGUCUUAUGCAACGAAGAUACAGUCCACACCUCACUCUACAGUUAUACUAGGUACUGCCCUCGUUGAUGUUUAUACCGACGAUUUGAAAUGUACUGUUCGUGCAUUAAUAGAUUCGGCUUCUGAAGCCACUUUCGUUUCUAAGAAACUUCAAAAAAAACUUUUCCUUAAGACUCGAUCUAUUCAAACCGAUGUCCAUGGUUUGAAUGAUGCUUUGACGGCCACUUCUACCCAUUUAUGUCAUAUUCGAAUCGGUUCUCCUAUUGAUAAAUCAUUCAAAACAUAUGCCGAUGCAUUUGUGGUGAAGAAACUUACUGGACAACUUCCGUACCAUUCGUUAUCAACCCUUAAAAAUAGCACUUUUAAUGACUUACAAAUGGCAGACACUCAUCUCAGCAAGUGUUCUGAAAUAGACUUACUGCUCGGUGGAGAUAUCUAUCCUAAAAUUAUUCAAAACGGGUUACGAUGGGAUCAUAAUCAGUCUUUAGUAGCGCAGAAAACAGUCUUUGGCUGGAUCGUUACUGGCAAAAUUGAGACCUCUACUCGUCUGCAUUCAAUCUCUUCUUUUUAUAAUGAACUUUGCCUGAAUAAUCAACUUCAACGUUUCUGGGAGCUUGAAGAAGUUUCCCACAAACAUCGACUGUCCGACGAAGAUUUGCAUUGUGAAAAUAUCUACCAAUCUACUACAUAUAGAAACGAGAAAGGUCGAUUUGUUGUUUCACUUCCAUUUAAACGGGAAUAUCCCGAAACCCUUAACAUUGGUCCAUCCCGCGAUAUUGCUCUGUCUCAAUUUCUAAGGAAUGAAGUUAGACUGGCUAAAGACCCUCAAUUAAAAUUAGAAUACGACCGCGUUAUAACGGAAUACUCCACCUUGAAACAGAUGACUAACGUUUCACCAUCUGUCUCGAAUAGCAUGUACUAUUUACCCCAUCAUGCGGUUUUUAAGCCAGACAGCACUACUACGAAACUGCGUGUCGUUUUUAAUGCUUCCAGUCCUUCAAAAAAUGGAAUAAGUCUAAAUGAUCUUCUUCAUCCAGGGCCAAUUUUGCAAGCAGAUUUAACUAUCCUUAUCCUUAAACUGUGCCCCAUACUUGGCAAUACGCACUUUGCUCGAAUUGGCUAA
Messenger RNA from Calliphora vicina (urban bluebottle blowfly), 2511 nucleotides. RefSeq lists its product as uncharacterized. The record is from RefSeq and is a predicted model, not a curated record. The coding region runs from base 1 to 2511 and encodes 836 amino acids. The transcript has a single exon. NCBI's taxonomy places the organism in Eukaryota, Metazoa, Arthropoda, Insecta, Diptera, Calliphoridae.